AUGCAGGGCGGAUACAGUACGUUCCAGUUUCGGCACGAGAGCACGCAGUCCCCACACCGCGCCAAUCAAUCCCAACCGCCAGCGCGACGCGGAUCUCGCGUUUUCACCCUCUCGCCACUCUCCAGCCUCAGCUCCACCGACACGAGGACCGUCCAGAAGAACUCCAAUUCAACCCAGGGACGGGACUACCCAGCAAUCAUAUCUGUUACCACUGGUUCCAAAUCAGGACUAUCCCAUCAUCGAGCCGACCGCACCAAGACAAAGAAAAAGCAAGCUACGCCCAACAUGCCGCCGCGCAAAUCUACGUCCUCGGUGAUGCCCGCGGACCCAGAAGAAGCAUCGUUACUGUCACCUGUGGCACCGACUCCUGACAAGCCCAUUACUGCGACGGAGCAGCAGAUCAAGGCGCGAGCUGAGUUGGGUGUUAGUGUCGAUGAUUACCUCCUCCCUCGCUCGUUAACCAUUCGUCUUGCCAAAUCCGUUCUCCCACCCAAUACUACAAUCCAGAAGGAUGCUGUCCUGGCUAUUCAGAAAGCGGCUACGGUAUUCGUUUCGUAUCUAUCCUCACAUGCCAACGAUGCAACCCUCAAACGAACCCUCGCCCCCGCAGAUGUCUUCGCCGCCCUCUCAGAAAUAGAGUUUGAUUCCUUCCGUGGCCGUCUGGAGCAGGAGCUUGAAGCUUUCACGGAGAUCAAGGCUGGCAAGCGGAAGGUGAAGAAGUCUGAUGCGAACAGUGCGACUGGUGCUGCUGAUGUGGCUGCAGCUGCAGACGAGGAUGUCGAGAUGGCGGACAACCCGGCUAAGAGGGUGAAGCGUGAUGGGGAGAAUGCGGUGCAGGAGGGUGGGGAUGGAGAUGAGACGCAAGAGGAGGAGUUGGAAGAGGAAGAGGAGGUCCACCACGAUGAGGAUGAAGAGGAGGAGGAAGAUGAGGAGGAGACACAGGAGAGGGUUGAUGAGGAUAUUGAUCGGGUGGAGGACUUGGAUGGGACUGUUAGACCUACCGAUCCGGAUGCUGAGGAUACAGAUGAUGAUGAUGGACCAGCUAGUCAGUUGCGUGAUGAUCUUGGACUUGGCUAA
This is a messenger RNA of Penicillium pulvis, 1077 nucleotides long. RefSeq lists its product as uncharacterized. Gene Ontology annotation, cellular component: CHRAC; epsilon DNA polymerase complex. Lineage: Eukaryota; Fungi; Ascomycota; Eurotiomycetes; Eurotiales; Aspergillaceae. The transcript is spliced from 3 exons. The coding region runs from base 1 to 1077 and encodes 358 amino acids. Gene Ontology annotation, biological process: heterochromatin formation; DNA damage response; leading strand elongation. The record is from RefSeq and is a predicted model, not a curated record. Gene Ontology annotation, molecular function: chromatin DNA binding; protein heterodimerization activity.